GAUGAACAUCCAGGACGACUUUUUGGUAUCAGAAAGGCGGCACUUGAAAAAGCGAAGGCAGUGCCAGCAAACAUCAUCACCUUGGAUGCAGAUGACGACCAGAGGGCGGCCAAGCAGGCCACACAAACGUCCCUGCUGCAAACAGAGGACGAGCUUCGCUUGCUAGGUGCAAGGCUUGAGAGCCAGAAGACGUUGUGCGCUCGGCUCGAGCAGGAAAUCGAGUCGCACAACAAAACAAGCGAGCUUUUGGAGGACAGGCGAUUUGAAAUCCAGGUCAAGACGGCACUGCAUACCUUGGCGGCUUUUACUGCAAGCUCUCAAAGCGUUGGCGCCGUGGCAACUAGCAGCAAAGCUGAAACAAAUGCUUGCCAUCCACAUCAAGGUCUAGAGGUGGCUGGCAAAAGCACCCUGACCGACCUCAGCCCCUCCGCUGCUGAGGCCGUCCGUGCGUUACAAGAAUUGGCGGCCAAGAGGACGGCCACAAUGUCCGAGGCGGGCCCGUCGGAGAGCGAUGUUAGCGAUUACGACGAAGACGAGAUAGCUGAACGCUUCAAGGCGCUUGCGGAUCAGUUCGAAAGUGCUGAGAGUGACGUCGGCCGUGCGGUAAAAGCUUCGCAAUUCACGCGUGUGUACGAACAGUUCGGCUUGACUGACACGGUGGAGUGGUCGAAGGACGAAGUUUCGGUGAUGAUGUCCUGGGUGAAGAUGUCCGCCGAGCCCGACCCACCAGGGUCAGACUUCAUCUGA
This is a messenger RNA of Klebsormidium nitens, 747 nucleotides long. The record is from the annotation of a GenBank genome assembly. NCBI's taxonomy places the organism in Eukaryota, Viridiplantae, Streptophyta, Klebsormidiophyceae, Klebsormidiales, Klebsormidiaceae.